Messenger RNA from Quercus lobata, 565 nucleotides. RefSeq lists its product as uncharacterized. NCBI's taxonomy places the organism in Eukaryota, Viridiplantae, Streptophyta, Magnoliopsida, Fagales, Fagaceae. The coding region runs from base 118 to 438 and encodes 106 amino acids. The record is from RefSeq and is a predicted model, not a curated record. The transcript has 2 exons.
CUACUUCUACCCAGCUCCUCAAAAAAAGAAGUUUCUAGUUCUACCCCAGUACAAUUAAUUAAUAUAAUAAAAAGCUAGCUGACUCUCUAUAGCGUAUAGGUUAUAGAAGACAAGAAGAUGCAGCAGCAGCUGGGAAGAAUGAGAGUCAUGGUUGGGGCGUUGUUGAGGCCGGCUCAGACUCUGACUCUGACUCGUGGACCCGUCAGCCACCAUGAACAUGAGCAGCUGCGGCUCAUGGCAAUUAAACCGCCCACACGUGCUGCAGUUCAUGGAACAAGGCUGCCCGUCGCUGACACCCUCAACAGAGAGGAAUUGGAAGCGGAGAUUAGCAAAAGGAAAGAAGAGAAAGAAAACAAGAGAAAAGAGAUGGAGAAGGCUGUGGACUACCAACUCAAACUCUCCGAUCAUGACUCUUCUAAUAAAUCUCCUGUUGAUUGACAUUUUAUUAUUAUAUAUAUGCUACUUGAUCCUCAGCUUCGCAUGUGUGUAUCUGAAUUCUGAAAGAGACAGAUUAUCCAUAUCCCAUGUUCUUAUCUCAUGAAUCAAAUGCCAUGCUUCAUAUUUA